AUGGUUCGGAUUUGUUGGGCCGGCCUCCCCAUCAUUGUCCUAUGUAGCUGCAUCGUUAUUUAUGGUCUUCAGCAGGCCACACCUGCCUUAACUCGCGAAGCAUGGCGGCCUGCAUCUACCGCCACGCCGAGCUCCACAAGAUCUACAGAAGCCUCCACGACUGAGAUGCCGACCUCCACGACAUGGUCUGACAUGCUCCCGACGGAGGGUUUGAUAUCGCUGCGUGGGAAGAACUUGAUUCUUGCAGGAGAUUCCAACGACAGAAACUUUUUCCACGUGCUGUGUCAUUAUGCUACAGGCAAGUCCGACCAAGUGCAGUACAUUAGGAAGCUGGAGAUCGCAUCCGGUGAGUAUUCCGGGCUAAUUACUUGGCCCACGGAAGCCGCUACCAUGACAUGCCAUGACCGCAGCAGGAAUGCAAGCUUGAUGUUCCUCUUUCACCAGGGAGUAUACAGCCUUCCUCCCCAGCCAGACUGGUUCCUAGAGUUCGUGCAGCGCAGGCUGGGCACGCACGGGAUUGGAGCGCGAGGGAAGGCGCGUGUGGUUCCGACAACUGACUUGGCCCGUAAUGUAUGGCCAGAAGCCAUCCAGCAGAAUCUCUGA
Molecule: messenger RNA, 603 nt
Organism: Symbiodinium necroappetens
Lineage: Eukaryota; Dinophyceae; Suessiales; Symbiodiniaceae
Source: the annotation of a GenBank genome assembly